AUCUGUUAAGAGACAGCUACUGUUGCAUCUUUGCAGCUACUGUUAAGUUUUACAUGGAAGUCAUUUGCUUUUCAGAGUGUGAAAAAAUGGAUUUGGCCAACCAUGGACUUAUUCUGCUGCAGCAGCUAAAUGCUCAGAGAGAGUUCGGUUUCCUGUGUGACUGCACAGUUGCCAUUGGUGAUGUCUACUUCAAGGCACACAAAUCAGUCCUUGCUUCUUUCUCCAACUACUUCAAGAUGUUGUUUGUUCAUCAAACCAGUGAAUGUGUCCGUUUGAAAGCAACUGACAUACAGCCGGAUAUCUUCAGUUAUCUCUUGCAUUUGAUGUACACUGGGAAGAUGGCACCGCAGCUCAUUGACCCAGUUCGACUAGAACAGGGAAUAAAGUUUCUGCAUGCGUAUCCACUAAUUCAAGAGGCCAGCCUUGCAAGUCAGGGAACUUUUUCUCACCCGGAUCAAGUUUUUCCAUUAGCAUCUUCAUUAUAUGGCAUCCAGAUUGCAGAUCACCAGAUAAGACAUCCCACGAAGGUCACAUCAGCGACUGACAAACUCGGGCGAGAACCAAGGCCACAGACAUCACGGAUGAACCAAGAGCAGGUUUCCGAAGGCUCGCAGCUCUCGCAGUUAGCUACAACUCUGCCACAAGUGACCCGGACAAAUAUGUCCACUUCUGACCCAUUGCCAUCUUCUUUAUCUCCAGAAUUGGUAUCUGCUGCCGGUAAUAAUUCACCUGCAGGAGAAGAGGCCAACAUGGAAGCGUCUUCUUCAGAUGAACAGCCUGCCUCACUCACAAUAGCACAUGUCAAGCCAAGCAUUAUGAAAAGGAACGGAAGCUUCCCAAAAUACUAUGCCUGCCACCUCUGCGGUCGCCGGUUCAAUCUGCGAAGUAGUUUGCGUGAGCACCUGCAGAUCCACACGGGAGUUCCCUUCACGUCUAGCCAGCAGGGAGAGAGUAAUAUUUCUUUGUCUCUCUGUAACAACACGGCUGAUAAAGAUGCCGUGGAAGUGCCUGAAGCAGGGAUGAUUAGUGACAGCGAGCUGCAGCAGAUCUCGGACUCCCCAAUAAUCGAUGGGCAGCAGCAGUCCGAGACACCGCCCCCCUCCGAUAUUGCAGACAUAGACAACUUGGAGCAGGCAGAUCAAGAGAGGGAAGUAAAAAGACGCAAAUACGAAUGUUCCAUCUGUGGUCGCAAAUUUAUUCAGAAGAGCCACUGGAGGGAGCACAUGUACAUACACACCGGCAAGCCCUUCAAGUGCAGCACUUGUGACAAAAGCUUUUGCAGGGCUAACCAGGCUGCCAGACACGUGUGCCUAAACCAGAGCAUGGACACGUACACGAUGGUGGACAAACAGACUCUGGAACUCUGUACCUUUGAGGAAGGCAGUCAAAUGGACAACAUGCUAGUACAGACCAACAAGCCCUACAAAUGUAACUUGUGUGACAAAACGUUUUCAACUCCCAAUGAAGUAGUCAAACAUUCGUGCCAAAAUCAGAACUCUGUCUUUACACUAGAAGAAGAUCGCUCCAUUCUGCUAGGUGGUGGGGACACAGAAGCCACAGAGACUGAUAACGCAGUCUUAGCCUCCAUCAAAAAGGAGCAGGAAGCAGUGUUGUUAGACUGAAUGUGAAACCUGUAUCAAUUUUUUAAAGUUUCUUUACUCAUUUUUUAUUAAAUCGAUUUUUUCCUCCCCCCACCUCUUACCUCACUUACCCCUGCCAUCUUUUCCACCAGCCUCCUUCCCACCCUUUGUCUUCAGCAACCAGAACUGUACUGGCACAUUAGGAAAUUGGACUUUGCCUCUCCCACCAAAACAAACAAAGAGCUCUUGCAUCAAACCACAACAUAAUUGAUUUUAAUACAAAGGAACGUGUGAAAAAAUAAUCCAGCUAACUAUGUUGAUAGUAUUAGUUAAUCCAAAUUUAAUAGAUUUUAAACAAAAUUUAGAUUGCUUAAAAGUGUAUUUAGAUACAAUGAUGAGUGUAAUGAGAAACAGAGUAUCCUUUUGGUAAGCAAAGAAAAAAAAAAUGUAUUAGUUUCCCUGGUAAAAGGCAUUUCAAGAAGAUCUGGCAAAUUAAACAGCAUGCUUUUUAGAAGUCCACAUGCAAGCUGAUUAAGGCUAUAACUUAAAACCCUCAGAACUUUUCUCAUUGAAUGCAAAAAUCUCUGUUCGUUGACUUAAACAGAGCUGAGGGUGUUGGGUUUCUUUUAGCCUUACGUUUCCCUUUACGUAUGCCUUUGGGUAUCUGUUUCAGAUAGCAUCGAGUCAAGGAAAGUAGUUACUUAGUCAAAUUUUGACAUAAGUAGCUGUAAUAAUAAUGUGAUGGCAAUCUUUAUAUAUAUAUAUAAAAUACUGUAUAUGUAUAAAGGUUUUUAUAUAUAUAUAUAUAUAUAGAAAGUGUUUGUGUGUAUAUUUGGGACAGGUAAAUAAAUGCACACAUCCUUUUUAAGUAACUGGCCGUCUACUCUCAGAUUCAGCCCAGAAAGUCUUUUAGUUUUUUGACAGAACUAGUCAUUGCACAGGUUAUUUUUAAUCAAAUUUAAAACGUCCUGAGCUGUGUGCAUUUUUAUUGGCCUGUUGAAGAGAAGCUAAUAGGUAAGUGUUGUCACCCAAGCUACAAAGGAAACUAGAGAAGUGACAUACUGGUGAGCACUGCACCAUCGUUAGUGCAGCACACGCAUGUGUUGUUAGCUAUAGGUUUGAGUCAUUCUGGAUGAAAGGAGAGAGAAAAGCUUUAUUGCCUUACUCAGGCAAGGAAUGUCCAUGUUUUCAUUUGGUCUAAUGGCAUGAGUUAAAACGAAGAAAAGGUGGUGCAGAGAUGUCGUAGCAACAGGGGAUCAUGGUGGUUUUAAAGCGAACCUGUAGUGCUGACUGACAAAUGCUGCUCUGUGAGAGUCCCGUUAUUUUCCAAGCCAAGACAGUCUGCAAAAACUGAAAGGAUGAAUUCUGUAGGUUUAGUUACUGCUGAUGGUAGCACUGCAUCUUUGUGUUAAAAAUCAAGUUGUUGAUUCUUACUGUUUUAUAUAGAUGCCCAGAUUUUUUGCUGGUAGCCUAAAAACUUACACUGACAGCAGCAGCAAAGCCCACCAAGCAAUUCCUGGGCCGACCGAAGGCGCGAGCAGCCAGAAUAAGUGCCCCAUCGUAAAUGGAGACAGUGUGUGUUUUGGGGGGAGGGGCGGGAGAGGGCAAGUCACAAACCACAGCUCUUCUCUGUGUAUACGUUUAAACUGAAUAUCAUCUUUUUGUGUAUAGUUAAGUUCUCAGAUUUGUAAGUUUUUAUACAUCAUUUCAUUGAAUAAAAACUGAAUUAAACGG
Opisthocomus hoazin is the source of this 3314-nucleotide messenger RNA. NCBI's taxonomy places the organism in Eukaryota, Metazoa, Chordata, Aves, Opisthocomiformes, Opisthocomidae. The record is from RefSeq and is a predicted model, not a curated record.